GACCUUGCACCCAAAGAGGAUAUCUAUACCGGAUUGUUGGUUAGAUCACCAAUUUUAAGUAUACAAAAUGAAGUUAGAACUAUCAAGCUUUUUCCAGACUGUGUCAUUUUUCUCGUCUUCCUGGCUACCAUUUCAAUUUCAAUUCCACAAAAUAUUUUUAAGGGCACUGUUAUAGUAUCGGGAACCAUGCACUCCAUCGCACUUUGAAGGCGAUUUCCACGUCCUGUCAGGCAAACGAUUCAAAGGCAGCUAUAAAGUGACAGUAACGAAAACUGGGCUUCCACGUGUCUCGAGCUGCUGCCAAACUAGCAAAUGUUGACCAGUGCCAUCAACUUUCUAUCCGAUAAGAGGAAGCGAUUUCAAAGGUCAGACACCGUGCCAGUUUUUGAAACAGAUAGGGCGUUUGGGAAAAGCAAGCAAUUUGUCAGUUUGUUCCGUGAAGUACAUAGCAAAUGCGACAACAGUGCAUUGGAAAAAACAGGGAUGCCCUGCCCAUCAGCUAAAAUGUCACUUGUAUCUGGGUCAUUAGAAAACCUGGCGACGUCGACUACUACAGAUUGUGUAUCCGUGAAACAGCAUGUAGCAUUCAUAGAUGAUAUGGACGAAGAUGGACACAGUGGAUCCUAUUUGGGUGGAUUGCCGAUGAACCGGUUUGUGCAUUUUCCUGAACACUUAUCUUCACCGGAGCAGAUGAAAAUGGAACCGGUAAAUGAGACCGAAAUAUUUAGGAUGCCUAACACAAUCACUUAUAGAGUCAAAUCAGGGGAGAACGAUAGUGCAUUAUUUCAUCCAAGUUUGGAAAACUGUUUUCGUCCACUCGAAGAACAGAAGUCUAACAAUUUUUGUUUGACUCCACUAUCGAUGGUCCCUAACUCCACCAGCAGUGUAAAACUUCAAAACAAUAUGCUUGUGCCACAACAUCGGGAUAAAACUUACCGAAGUGCAAAAUUACAACGGUCCAAGAGUAGUGCACAAAUUCCAAUUACUGAACAGUCAAUGCAAUCCCAGUCAGAAAGGCCGCAUCGUGUCCGAUCCAUCAGCAAUCAAAGAGAACGAUGCACUGCUGACAGCUUUGAUAUGAAUCGGGAGCGAUUCACUGAUCAGAGAAGGAGACGUAGAAAAGGUGGCAAAUAUUGGGCUAACAGAACUCGUCGUUCGCGUUCUGUUAACACUAUUCGGCAGCAUAAGGUCUCAAAUUGCCCAGAUGAAUCAGAACAAACUGCCUCCUCAUUCCAGCUGACCAUGAAAGGCACCUGGGAUAACUACUAUAAAAUUCGGACUAAUGAAUGCUCAAACAUUUUACAAAGUGGAACCGAAUCGUUACCGGGGUUCAAUGGCCACUUUAAAGACGACUACUCUAACCAGCCGCUGGAUUCACAUUGCCAUAAAUCAAAUAAGCUACCGAAGAAAGUACUGCAUACUGCGGACUCACAUUCACAUUCUAACAGUGACAAGUAUGCACCUGUUCGGAGGCUGCGUCGUAACAACUCCACUUUAAACUGGUACAAUAGGCCAACACAUCAUGCACUGGAUGCAUCUCAAUACGUGCCAACCAGCCAGACGGCCGGUGACCUCUUCUUACCUUCAACAACUGUAAAUAAAAACCGGCCAAAUAGUAGAGAGUUGCCGGCAAACUUUUCAACCGCGUUACUCCAACUCUUCUCACAUAUCGAAAAUAAUGAUCUCAACCAGAUCAUGGCCAACUUUGAACAGUACAAGCAAUUGAGUGCUGAGCUUGAAGCUAAUAACUACAACAGCUGUAAUUCAAUGGGCCUGCACCCCCUUGACGUUGCGUUAUUGACAAGUUCGCCGCAGAUAAUCCUAUGCUUAAUGGCUCUGGGUUUUCAACCGGGACCAGUGUUUACUAUCGCAUGGCUUCAUAGUCCUGAAAGUCCUAGCCCAAAGGAUCCUCUGAAACUCUAUCUAACUCGUCAGAUUCGCGAAGCAGAGUUUGACAUAAUCACCAAGCGAGCAGAGUUAGAGGUUCUUGUAAUGAAGGCAAAUGAAUUGUCCCAAGAAGAAGUGGAAGGUAACCAGGAGAGUAACUUGGUGAAAUCAGUCUAUGAUAUAGGUGUCAAACGCUCAUUUGACGAGGUUACAGAUAAGGAAGGUGAUAUCAAGCAAUCCAUAGCCAGUCAUGAUAGACUGAUUGCAUGGCAGAAAGGCAUAUACAGAUUUCCCCGAAAACCAAUACCCCCUGGUAAAGUAAAAGUUAUAGUCGUUGGUCCUUCCUCCAUAGUCGUCCGUAUUUCCUCUGUUGGUACAGCAACCAAGCAAAUGCAACCUUACUGCGAUCCAAAUAACAUUAAACAGAUGCAAGAAGAUAUUGAUGCUAGCACCUCUGGCGAAUCUGAAUCCGAAGAAGAUGCCAUCAGUUUAAGGGAGGGACGUAGAGCACCAACAUUCACCAAAGCAGACUGUAGUAAGAUUUUGCUUGCUUACAGAAUCGAAUGGUCAACUUCGCCCGUAUUUACUGAAAAUGAAUCACAUAGUCAAAACGUGCAACUACCAGUGCGAUUAUCUCCCUUACAACAUUUGCACUCAUCCAUUACCGCUCCACAUGACAAAAUCAUUCCCUCUUAUCGCACUGCAUUCUAUGAGUUAGCUGGACUUGAGCCAGAACGAACAGUAUUCGUAAGGGUGUAUUCCGUUGCUGCUAGAGGAUGGUCCAAGCCAACCUACGCUGAGCCGUUUGGGAUAGCUCCCUCAUCCUGGUACGCUGCAACAAAGACGGAGGUAGCAAAGGUCACUGAAUCCCAGAGCAGUCAGACUCACUCCAUUGCUUUUGUUCAUCCGGUACGUUACGCUGGAAAACUUCUAGAUAGGGAACUGUACUCUGUAAAGCAGCUACUAGAUCAUCAACUCCUUCAAUGGAUAUGCGAACAGUCCACAAGCGCAACAGAUGCAUCUAACCCUAAUCACGGCGCGACUGACGAGGGUGGAAAACGUACCAAAUCUCCUAUGCUCCAAAGAAAGCGUUCAUUUCGCUUUCCUUUUGCGUCCAAAGGUAUCAAAUUUGUGCGACAAACAAAAUCUGGUCUGUAUCUUGCACUUCUUUGUCAUACUGUAAAAAGUUUCACAGACGACAACGAAGAGCAAAUCAAAUCACGCCAAAUUGUGACAGUGGACGACAGUCUACCAAUGUUAUGCAUUACUCGGGAAGAAUAUGGUUCCAUAUCUGCGCUAAGCGGCGACUUUCACUGGUUUGCAAGGUUAGUAGCGGAUCCAUCAGUGGGUCCCGACUUACAGAUUAUUAGCGAAAAUCUUUUGCGAAACCCAGCCCCAACGAAUUUGCAACUCCGAUUUAAACUUCUAAGCACAUUGCAACAACUCCAACUCGCUCUUGGAAGCAGCGAUGUUGGCUCACUUUAUCCUGAGUUGUUUCAGGCCAAGCGUGUGUUGCCAGAAGUUGAAUCAUUGUCAGUUACUCCGGAAUACCAAAGUGUGCUGAUGAAAUUAGAGGAAUGUGCAACUCCAGAAUCUUGUACCGCAUUAGCAUCUGUGGAGUCAGGAAAUCACUCAUCAUCCUCUGCUAUAUUAGUUCUGGUUAAGCGAGUUAAUGUAGCAGUCGAAAGCUCCUUUACGAGUGGUUUACGGUGGAGUUCGGUGCAAAAAUUUCUUCGUCAAAACAAGGUCAAUCCGGAAAUGCUCUCACAGCUUAUUUCCAACGCAGACACCAGAUUAACACCGAUGGCAACUGACGCCGAACGAGAAGCUAGGGUAUCCGUUGUGAAUGCGUCUAAAAUCGAAGCAAGCACAGCUAGUCCCGAAAUAAAUUUGGUUGCACAUCUUAGCAAUCUUUUAGCUUCAUCUGAUAAGGAAUUCAAUACACUGGUCCCUGGACUUUACAUUGUAUUUAUACAAAUGAAGGCGCAUAUGGAUCAACAAGCCAAAAUUCUCGUGUCGAAAUCUCUCAACCAUCCUUACAUGCCUCCGACAGAACGUGUGCGACGUAGAACCCAUGUCACUCGUAAAGAGUGGGAAGCGAUCUGGCUCGCCGUAUCACCUCCAGUAAAAAUAGCAUCAGUGGAAAAGAGCAGCCUGAAGUUUUGCGCUAAGCUUUAUCGGGCCAUGCACAAACUGGCAACCAGGUUAGGUUAUUCGGAGGAAGAUCAUGAACAACUAAGGUUGUAUUUAACGGAAGUUGUGCAAAUCUCUCCGCAUCAUUCCUUAAUUUUGAUUUUUCCAUCAAUUGAUCGAGUGUGCCUCCCCCCUACUGCUAAUGAUCCUACUCCUCCUGGAUGCGCGUGGUGUUCUAUGGCGUUUUUCGAGCGUCAUCUUGGAAUUACCUAUGAUCCCAAAUUCCAUAGACGAGCCUACACUCUGUUAGCAAUGUUAGAACUGCUGGUGCCGAUCUCCAACUUCAUGCAAAGGCAGUGUAUCAGUGAUAGCGAAUGGACAAAGUGCUCAGAAAGAACCAAUGCAUUGCAAUCGUUGUUACAAACUGUCGACGCGUUACUCUCCGAGAAACGUUGGUUAAGUGAUGCCAUUGGGACAGCUAGAGAUCGAAAACGGAUUUAUCCCGCAACCCUAAAUAUGGGUGAAAUGAAACGAUAUCUGGAACUCAGUGUAGCUUCAAAAUUGAAGGAAGAAAGUUCCGUAGAAUUAACAAACAUUGUUAGCGAAAAAUUAGUGGAAGAAACUAAAAAAUAUAGUACUAUGUCAUCGGUUGACAGUUUGGUAAACUCACUGAGCGCAAAAAUACGACGACACACGGAUGAGACCUUUUCUAACGGGACAGAAAAUGUGAGGUUGAAAGGAAUAGAUAUUGUAACGAGGAGUGCCCCUAUCUCUCGUGGUGACGAGAAACCGGCAAAUGUUCUCCGAAUUUACGUAGAGUAUCCGACUGGUCUACCUCAUGGCAUAUGUGUCAGAGUUUCCGCAAAAUUAACCACUACAUCCAGAGACAUUGUUGAAAUGACUGUACAUCGCGUGGCACAAACCGUGAAGCAAAAGAGUUUGCUACAGAACCCCAGAUGGUUAAAUGAACAUGAGUGUGGCUCUUUUGUGACCCCUGAUUUGUGUUGUCUAGUUGUGAAUUUGGGUACAGUGGAGCGAAAAUUGCUUAGUACCGUAAGGCCUUUGUUGUUACAACAUCCGUGGCGCUCGGGGAGAUUUUGUGUGCGUUUGAUGAAAAAUGUACACUCCAGUAUCACGAGGACUAAUUCUCCAGUUAAUGUAUACCUAGCUGCCGCUCAAAAUGCGCAGAUAUUGAAUACACAGCCCAUGUUUUACCCAGUGAGAACAUACAAAGCUCGCAUUACUGAAGUGCUUACUUCCUGCAUAAUGGCCACCAUUUCCCCACCGCCUACAGUAUAUGUUAAUGGGCUACCAAUACAAAACCAUGACAACAGGAAUUGUUGAUCGACCAGUCCACAAUGGGGCAAUUGAGAGCUAUUCCAUGCCUCCUUCCUGCUACUGCCUUUCGCAAAACCUUCUCUUUCUGCAGUUGUUCUAUCCACAGGAUAAGUUUUACUUCAUCCACAAUUGCAGAUAAUUUGUUGCAGUUUGAUUCUAACUCACGGUACCGACUAAAACCUACAGAAGAUAUAUUUUUGAU
This is a messenger RNA of Dicrocoelium dendriticum, 5560 nucleotides long. The record is from the annotation of a GenBank genome assembly. Lineage: Eukaryota; Metazoa; Platyhelminthes; Trematoda; Plagiorchiida; Dicrocoeliidae.